AUGAUGCGAGCCCUGAUGAAGCGAGUGGUGCGAGGAGUGCGGCAUGAUGUUGAGAAGAGUCAAUUUGUCUGCGAGGUUCGACGAAACAACACGGCUCAGAUGUUGGGCUGCCUCAUGUACAACAUCAACGGCGGCAACAUGGACCUGUACUUCACCCACGAACUGCGAGCCGGCCGCGGCGUGGCACGAGCAUUGUGUGACGAAGCCUUUAAGUACGCUCGUACGUUCAAAACGUGUACCUUCCAGACAGAGCCACUGCACGUUCGGCCACGUCACUACUUCACACAGGCGUUGUUGUCCACAAGUCAAAACAAAUGGGACUCUUUUCAUGGACCAGAGUGGUAA
This is a messenger RNA of Aphanomyces astaci, 345 nucleotides long. RefSeq lists its product as hypothetical. The record is from RefSeq and is a predicted model, not a curated record. The transcript has a single exon. NCBI's taxonomy places the organism in Eukaryota, Oomycota, Saprolegniomycetes, Saprolegniales, Verrucalvaceae. The coding region runs from base 1 to 345 and encodes 114 amino acids.